Molecule: messenger RNA, 2811 nt
Organism: Monoraphidium neglectum
Lineage: Eukaryota; Viridiplantae; Chlorophyta; Chlorophyceae; Sphaeropleales; Selenastraceae
Product: Proto-oncogene tyrosine-protein kinase LCK
Exons: 20
Coding region: 1-2811 (936 amino acids)
Biological process (GO): protein phosphorylation
Molecular function (GO): protein kinase activity; ATP binding
Source: RefSeq, a predicted model, not a curated record
AUGGGUGCGUGUGUCUCCAAGACGCCUCAAGAACAGCAGGGCUCUGGCAACGUCAUCAGCCAACACGGCAGCAGCGACAAAAGCCAGCCCGCCGUGGCUGGCAAGCUGGCUGAAACCAAUGGCACAUGUGAAAAAGACGUUCCUGCCGACUCGUUUAAGCUUAUGAACGGCUUGCUGUUGGAGAUGAACACCAUCACCGGCGCCGCUCCUGGCCUGGUGUUGCCGGAGCUGGCGGAAUGCAUCGUUGACCACCUACCGGGCGUCGACAUGUGCAGCAUCACUGCUGUCAUAGAGCCGGAGGACGGGCCGCCCGCGGUCGGCGUCCUGCUCGCCGCGCACGGCGUCGGCGCAAGCGUCGCGGGGGACAAACCUGUGAUGCACGCGCGGAGCGGCGGCAGCGGCGCAGGCGGCGUUGAGGCGUGCUGGAGUGUGCUGCGCGUCCACCAGGGGUGCGGGCCAAAGGUGCUGCGGUGGUGCGCCCCUGCGGACGGGCGGCAGCAGUCGCCUCUGGCAUCCGGCCGGGUGUGCGCGCAGGCGCCGAUGCCGGCCUCGGAGCUCGCCCCAUCGGCGCCGCCCCUUCCGCCGCAGCCCCCGCCCCCACCGCCCCCGCCGCGCGACUUCCACGCGCUGAGCGAGCGCGCCGCCCUGAAAGACUUCUUGGCAGCCCCCAUAUCUGCGGGCGGGCGCGUGUUGGGGUCCCUCACGGUCGCCUCGACGCGCCGCGGCGCGUUUGACGGCUGGGCGUGGGAGCCGACGGUGACGAUGGCCGCGACGGGGCUGCUGCCGCACCUGCUCAACCCCCAGGUCGGCGAUGGCACUGCGAUGCUGAACCCCCUCUGGCGCUUGCACACGGCACCACCGCAGCUCGUCAACCUGUGCAAGCUGCUGGUCAGGGGCCUGAGCCGCUUCAUGGCGCAGGUCACCAACAUGAGGAUGGCCCUGCGCCUGGGCCUCAUCGGCGGCGACAGGAUGCUGCUGGUAGAGAACGAGGCGGCGCGGCGGCAGCAAGGGCCCGCCCAGCAGCAGCAGCCGUCUGAGGAGAUCGCCGGCGGCGGCCUGGGGGCGGCGGGGCGGCGGCGCGGCAGCUCGAGCUUCACCAGCGGCGGCACGACCCUCUCAAGCGGCGUCAGCGCUGACAGCGCCGGCGCCAGCGCCGGGGCCUCCGGCGCCCCUGGUGCGUCGCCGGCUCGGCGAACAGUGGUGACGGAGCUGCCGCUGGCGCACACGCUGCUGGGCAGCGCUGCUGCGGCGCACACAGCGCGGUUCAUAUCCGACUGCGCGCUCUACUUCCAGGUGCAGUGCGGCGCGGUGCAGUGCAGUGUGGGCGCGCCCCACCCCGCGUGCGACGUCUUCACGCCCGCCUCGCGCGUCGUGGCCGCGCUCGUGGUCGUCCCCCUCAUACGCGGCAGCGCCGCGUUUGGCGGCCUCUACUUUGCCCUCGACGCCCCCAACGCCUGCGGCCAGCUGCAGGGCCCAAUACUGGCCGCCACAAGCCUCGUGUCCAUGCUGCUCGCGUCGAAGCUGGAUAGGAUGUUUGGCGCGCUGCGCGCCCGCGCGCCGGCGGACUCCGCCUGGUCGCUCUCGAGCAGCGGCCGCCAGGGCAGCGGCUCCGCGGCAGCGGCCGGUGCCGGCGCGGGGGGGAGCGCGCGCAAGUCGGGGUCCGGCCGGGGCACGGCGGCUGCUGCGGGCGAUGCUAUGAUCGUUUGCGGCGAGGGGUCUGGGGACGCGGGCGAGGCUGUCGGCGGCGGCGGCGGGGCGUGGGGCGGGGCGGACGUGAGCGGCGGGAGCUUCAACAGCGGGCCGGUCUGCACAGAGGCGAUUCUGAAGGUCGUGCAGCAGAAGCUGUCGGCCUCCCACUCAGUGUGCAGCGCCGCGGCGGACUGCGAGACGGCGCCCGCGAGGCGGCUGGAGGGGCUGAGCCUGAAGGCGGUCAUUGGGCGCGGCGGGUACGGCGUCUGCUACAGGGGGAUCUACAGGGGCACGCCUGUCGCUGUCAAGGUCCUGUAUGCGUCUGACCAGCGGAGCGCCAUGAAGGAUGCGAUGGAGAUGGCGGUGCUGAGUCACGUGCGUCACCCGGGCAUCGUCACUGUGUACGACUGCCUGACAGACGUCGUCGAGGUCAGGCAGGAGUCUGGUUCUGCUGCGCUGCCGCAUUACCGGGCGGCACAGCCAGGGGAGGACCCCGGCCUGGCGGUCUGCAACAUGAUCAUCAUGGAGUUGUGCGACCUGGGCACGCUGCGCGAGGCCAUCAAGCGCGGGGUGCUGCACCAGCGCGUGAGCCAGUCGAUGGCGGCGGUGGACCUGGACAAGGUCGUCAGGGUCCUGCUGGAGGUGUCGCGCAGUGUGGAGCACAUGCACGAGAGGAAGCUGCUGCACUGCGACAUCAAGAUGGACAACAUUCUGCUGAAGAGCGACCCCACCCGCGACCUGGGCUUUUGCUGCAAGCUGGCAGACUUUGGGCUGGCCAAGAUGCUCAACGAGGAGUGUUAUGUCAACAACCGCAGCGGCAGCGGGACCAUCACUCACGUGGCGCCGGAGAUGCUGCUGCCCAACACCAAGCUCACCACCGCUGUCGACGCCCACGCAUUCGGCAUCCUCAUGUAUGAGGUGUACACAGGGAAACGCGUGUACGCGGGCCUGACACGCGGGCAGAUCCUGGAUCAAGGGGCGCGUCCCUCGUUCCCCGCCACGGCGCCCCACACCCUGGCGGCCCUGGCCUCCCUCUGCUGCGCCCAGGAGCCCAGCCUGCGGCCGUCAUUCGAAACCAUCUCGUCCGUGCUGGAAGAGAUGCUCCCGCCCAGCACGGGCUGA